AUGGCCGCGUCCACAAAUGACGGAAAAAUAACGGCAACAGCACGUGGAUACAAUUGCGGCCAACGACGGAGUCACCAUCGACGCGAGCCGAGUUGUGAAGAUCUCCGCCAAAUGUGUAAGCUGUUUCUAAACUCUGCGUGGAGGAAGUCUGCACAGAACCCACAAAAAGUGGAGACAAAGCUGAUUGGCAUUGUCGAUGGCGACGCGGUUUCGCAUUCAUCAACUCUCCAGCUCACGAGCCGACGUGCCUUGAAAUGUGAGGUGACAAGGGUCGGUAGCCGCUGCAAGAGGAAAUCAGAACCUCAAGAUUCAGCAACGUCGCCUACGGUUCGAUAA
Molecule: messenger RNA, 336 nt
Organism: Caenorhabditis remanei
Lineage: Eukaryota; Metazoa; Nematoda; Chromadorea; Rhabditida; Rhabditidae
Exons: 1
Coding region: 1-336 (111 amino acids)
Source: RefSeq, a predicted model, not a curated record